GAGUCGGCUUAAAACGCAAUAUUUAUAAAACUUCUUAUAAAACAGAAAACGGAGUUUGCAAUUUCACAAUUCACAUACCGAAAUCAAAAACGAUUUAUAAUUUAUCAGAGCAGUGAAAGAGAAACUGUUGCCGUGACGGCUGGCUUUUCAAAUUAGAAUUCUCUAUCAACAUAUAUAAACUCUGCAUCACCUCAAAAGUGUUUUCAUCAUUUUGAGUUUUGACAACACUUUUUAUUAAUAUUAUUGACCUACAAAGAGAUAUUUCAAUUUACAUGUGCCGUCUCAAGGUGGCGAAUCGAAGAGGCUCAAACGAGGAUAGCAGGUUUAAUAAUCCGGCUGGCGAUCAUGGCGGCGGCGGAGGAGGAGGGGAUGAUGAUGAUCAUCAAGAUGAGAGUCAAGAAAUAGAGUCGCAAUUAUCUCAUUUUCGUGGACCGAGUAAUAAUCCGCAAACGUUCGGAAGUGAAAGUGAAUCUUUGUUGAGUUACAGUCGCGCUGGUGAGUUGUCUGCAAUGGUUUCGGCGCUUACUCGAGUUGUUUCGGGUUCGGGUUCGGGUUCCGGGCAGCGAGCUGGCGGUCAAAUUACAACGUCAAGUGGUUUCGGCCACAGCGUCACCGCUGCUUCUUCUUUAACUUCUUCUUCUUCAGCUGGUUCGGGUUCUGGUUCAGGGUUUUGGAUUGGACAAAAGAGAGGAAGAGAAGAAGAGAGUUUAGCUGAGUCCGUUCAAAGGGUUUAUCGAGGGUUUGGCCGUGGAGAUUCAUCUUCAUCCGGUGCAUCUGUAACAGAAGAACCAACCGCCAUUGCAGCACCACCCCCAUCCGCCACUACAGCCACGGCCAGCACGGCCGCGACAGAGAGUAGUGUAUCCUACGAAGAGACCGGGGAACGAAGUAGGAGAUACAGGGGAGUGAGGCAGAGACCAUGGGGCAAAUGGGCUGCGGAGAUUCGAGACCCGCACAAAGCCGCAAGAGUCUGGCUCGGCACCUUCGACACCGCCGAAGCCGCCGCCAGAGCGUACGACGAAGCAGCCUUGAGGUUCAGAGGCAACCGCGCCAAACUCAAUUUCCCGGAAAAUGUUCGACUCGUAACUCCCCCACAACCCCAACAACAACAACAACAACAAAAUUUUCCCUCCAGCCAAACACCUCCUGGAUCGUCUUUAACUUCUUUAACAUCAUAUCAACCUCACCAACAAGCCGCAAUGACGACGAUAGCAACCGCCGUUACACCGCCUCCAAUGCCGCCGUUUUUCAUGUCGCAAAAUUAUCAAGACUAUUAUGACUACUCUCAACUCUUGCAAAACCAACCCCCUCAAAUCUUUCAAAACCAACCCCCGAGUUUGUUGCAACAACUCCUUCAGUCCAAUACACAAAUGGGUUCCUCCGUUCAAUCGCCAUUGUUGUCUUCUUCUUCUUCUCCGUCUUAUUUAGUCGGGCCACCUUCAUCUUCCGGAUCGUCUUCCUCCUCAACAUUUCCUCUGCUUUUCGGUGAGCAGAGUUUUCUAAGGCCACCCCAGAGUAAUACUAAUCAAAAUCAGAGUAGCGGGUCGAAUUUUCAAGUGCCGCCAUGGACGCAUUCAAGUCACUAUCCUCCUUCUUCAGGUGGAUAAUAUUUGAAUAACCUGAUCAUAUAUAUAUUUUUUUUUAAAUUUCAAAAGCAAAAAUGUUCAACAAUUUUUUUUUUUAAUAUAAUUUGCAUGUAAUUUUGGUUUA
Pistacia vera is the source of this 1710-nucleotide messenger RNA. RefSeq names its product ethylene-responsive transcription factor ABR1-like. The record is from RefSeq and is a predicted model, not a curated record. The coding region runs from base 273 to 1607 and encodes 444 amino acids. Gene Ontology annotation, molecular function: DNA-binding transcription factor activity; DNA binding. The transcript is spliced from 2 exons. Gene Ontology annotation, biological process: regulation of DNA-templated transcription; ethylene-activated signaling pathway. Lineage: Eukaryota; Viridiplantae; Streptophyta; Magnoliopsida; Sapindales; Anacardiaceae.